Molecule: messenger RNA, 5679 nt
Organism: Porites evermanni
Lineage: Eukaryota; Metazoa; Cnidaria; Anthozoa; Scleractinia; Poritidae
Source: the annotation of a GenBank genome assembly
AUGGCGGCUUCUCUCCGAGUAUUGGCAAACGGAAAAUUGUCGACCAUGCAACCUGCUUUGCGAGCGAUAAUCACCAGAACAAGCCCAUUGGUUCUUUCUAGAGGAAUCUCUGUAACAAGUGAGCUAAACCUUAGAUUCUUGUGGUAUAUUUUCUGGUGGGAAAUGAAAGACAAGGAGUUGAAUCGCCUUGGCCUUGCAAAGCUGGGUGGUCAUAUUGCAUUGCUACGUUAUUGAUCAGUUUUUUUUUAAAAAAAGUAAAUUGUUGGUACUCUCAGUACAACUAAACUUAGUCCUCGGGAUAUUUUAAGCUUCAUUGAAGUCCCUUGGCGUAAAAGCGAUCGAUUUAUAAUUUGCCACGCUUAAAAUACCGGUAAGCCAAAGUACAGUAUUUGUACAUGAAGGAAGUCAUGCGUAACUUCGUGUAGAUUUUUGUAAGGAGACGUGAUCUGAUAUAGACUUGGUGAUAUUUCUGUUCUUAAAUUUGUGGCAAUAAAGGGAAAGAAAUCUCAGUUUUAUCCAAAAAAUAGACCAAAAUUGAAAUUGAACAUGAUCUGAAAACGCUCUGCAGUGAAGUUUAAGGUGCAAGUUUUGUUGAUGCAUAAUUUGCACCUUUCAAACAUUGGGAAAUUUAGUGAAAGGCAGAGGUAGAGAUUUGAUAGAACGUAUAAAAUUUGAUCAAGUUUUCAUGGAUGGGAACGUUUAUGUUGAUAUUAAAACAGGGCUUCUGAUAUUUCGCGCGGUUGCGGACCCGCGAAAUUCAGGUAUUUCUGCGAAAUCCCGCGAAAUUCCCAAAACAACGCGAAAUACCGCGAAAUACGCCAGAAAUAUUUCCAAAUACAUGUCGGCAAAACAUAUUUAAUACUUAUCUUGACUAUUAGACCUGUUUUAUUCACCCCAAACGUUCAAAUGUAUCUUGAAACUUCGUCACUGCAACUAAUAAACAAUUUCCCAAAACUACCAGGCGUUUUUAGAUGAACGUUGCGAAAAACUGGGCACUAACCAUAAUGUUAAUGGCUUUAGCAUUCGCUCAUUUUUCGGAACGAACUGUUGUUGAAAGUGCAAAUGAUUAUCCCUGUUAAAACAACGCUGGUCAUAUCGACGCAAAAUUGAUUGAUUUUAGCAAAAUUUGCCCAAAAAAAUCCAGCGAAAUCAGCUGUUUUUUUACUGAUUAUUUCUUGAUGAAGUUUCCCCCCGAAAUUCCCGUGAAAUCAGCCGAUUUUCUAAGAAUUUGCCCCUGAAAAUCCGUCGAAAUUUGACUUUUUUCCCCUAAAAUCCCGCGAGAUCGGCUGAUUUUUCUGUGAAUUUUGACUUUUCUCCUGCGAAAAUCCCGCGAAAUCGGCCAAUUUUUCCGUGAAUUUUGACUUUUUUCCCGCGAAAUCGGCCAAUUUUUCCUCGAAUUUGCCCCUGAAAAUCCCACGAAAAUUUGCUUUUUUUCCGCAAAAUAUCAGAAGCCCUGUUAAGAGGAAGUUUUUUACCUUUAAAAAUAGAAACCGUAUGCACUAGAAAUAUUACUGGAAUAUUUUUGUGCUGUUCAAGGAAAAAGCCAAUCAGGCAAGAAAAAACUAAACUGCAACUAGCAGUGGUUGUUAGUUUGUUGUUGCUUGCUUGAGUGUCCUUAUCUUUGUUGUGAUUGGUCACUUUGCAAUGAACAUUCAUGAAAUAUUUCAGAUGUUUACAGCUACUGAGUUUGAAAGUUUAAAUUAUUUAAACUUUAACAAUAAUAGUAUUUCAAAAGUAGGUUGAGUUUGAUCGUCCGGGUGAAUAUAGUCCUGAAUAGGACUGUUGUUGUUGACAGUGACUAUGUUCACCCGGACGAUCAAACUCAACCUACUUUUCAAAUGACUCCUGGGUUCAAACCUUUCACAAAAAUAGUAUUUAUAACCAUUGGCCAGACAUGUAGCUUAGUUUAAUCAAGUCCCCUUGGAAACAUGUGCCAUGCAACGUUUUACUGUUCUUCAUACAAAAUAUUAUGUCAAAUUAUUAAUUUGGCUUGGUAUGUAAGUUACAGACUUAUCAGGAAGUUAAACUUUUCCUACUUUUUUCAGUCUUGUGCAUGUACAAUGAUUCAUAUUGGUACUCCUGCAUGCUGCAAUAAUGUGCAGUUUACAUCACUAAUGUUCCUUUUUUACACCUUUUGCAGAAUCAAUAACCUUGCCUUGAAAACAAAGCUAAAAUCUAACUUGUAAAUGCUGAAAACCUUGCCUUGAAAACAAAGCUAAAAUCUAACUUGUAAACGCUGAAAGAGUCCUUGAUUACCUACAGGAAUUUUUACUCAGGGGAAUGUAAAAAUAGGGACUUCGUCUGACAGUUGAAACAGGGUUUUGUGAAGGUGGCCAUAAGUAGAGCUGUUUGCUUAUGACAGCAUCCAUUUAGAGAGCUUCCAGAACUGUAAAGAUGUUCAGAUAAAUUUCAUCAAAUCCUACGAGUUGGAGGCCUUCACUGUUCCUUGAGAACAUGGAACUUAUCUAGUCAUGACUUACCUACAAAAAUCAAAGGGUACAUAUACCUUCUCAAAGGGCAACUUCAGCAUUCCUAGUGCCUGCAAAUAGCAGGAAAAUCUAUCAGCAAUAUAUAUAUAUGCAUCUAUCUAUAAUAAAGCAGUGUUUGUACCACAUAUAACAGGUACCAGACUUGGUCGUAUUCCCACUGAUGCAGAGCAAGCCACUGGUUUGGAGAGAAAGGAGUAUGAGGCUAUGGCAGCUGGGAUUGAGGUAAGAUAGUACUAAAUCAAAGUGAAUUGAUUAGUUUAAUUCAUCAGUAGAUUGAAAAUCAGUGAGUGUAAUCUUAAAAAAGGGGGUCACAGCAAAAGUACUGCUCGUCUUGAGUCAUUCUGGAUUGCUUUUCCUUUUGUUGAGUUAGCAUGAAUUUAUUAACUGUGUUUUCUUUGUUUUUUACUGUCAUUUAUGUCUUUUAACUUGCUCACUAACCAUGUUCAUAAUAACCACGUUGUUAAUAAUUUAUUGCAGGAUCCUUUCAACAUGAAGCCACAACGAGGUCCUCCAGGAACUAAAGACAAACCUACAGAAGUUCUGUCUAUAUAUGAAGACAGAAUCAUUGGAUGUGUCUGUAAGUGUCCAUGAUGGGAAUUUUAAGUACAAAUUAAAUUGAGUGUCAAGAUAUUGCACAAGCUGCAAGAGCAUAUAUGUUAAAAUUAGGUAACCUGUAAAUUUUCAACCAUAUAUCUCAAAAGUAGUGAUUGCAAUGGCUGCCGAAAAUCAGAAGGACUCUUGCCCAGGGCUCAAAGUUAGCAACUAACUGGUCACGUAUGCGACUGGAUUUUUGGUUGUGCGCCUAGAAAUUCAUGUGUAAUCACACCUGUGCACGGUAAAACCCAAAGCACAGUGCGACUGACUUACUUCCAACCACAUGUAUACUAACUAACUCGAACUAGAAAGACAGUGUAUGUUUAAUAAUUGGUCUUUUCUCCCAAUGGAUUCUACAAACUUGAAUGUUCUUUUUCGUUUCGAUGUUUUACUCCAUCCCAGACUCUUCUGUUUUGUAAUAAACACGGCUGGCACAUGCAAAUAUAUGCUACGAACGAAACACAUACUUUUUGCGCAAUGGAUGAUCAUGUCGAACGUUCAGUUUUAACGUCAAUCAAAGCAAAAACAGUGUGGAUUAAGAGCCUUUUUUUUCCAGGUAAGAAAGUUUUUUAAGUCAUGUUCCAGUUACAUGUAAGUCAUUGCGCAUUUAACAAAUUCAUCAAAGAUUAAUUUUCAUUCGCGUUCAACACAUUCAUUGUUGUCAGUUUUGAAUUGUUUUUCAAGUGUAAGUUUUCUUUAGUCACAACUGUACAGUCAAAAAGAGAAAUUAAUUUUAAAAAUCACAACGGUAUUACUGCGUAGCAAAUCAGCUGUGGUUUAUCAAUCACAGGAGUGAAGUAAAAGUAACAAACUGAAGAUGACAAAUAAAUGUGGCACUGUUAAGCUUUUUACUUUCUUUUGAAAUAGAUGCUCCUAACAUUGUAAGCUGUACUCCUAAAAUUUUCAGCUGUGCGCAUAAAAUUUCGGAAGUGCGCCUAAAAAUUUACAUCUGGUAGCACAAGUGCUCCCAAACUCAAAUUUAAACUUUGAGCCCUGUUGCCACCCAGUCAUACUUGAGUGGUCUCCCAUACAACUCCUUGUAAAUUCUGAAAUUUUUAAACGGUUGUUAAAUCUUUUUCUUAUGCAUUUAAGGGCUCAAAGUGCCUGUUAUGAAUUUAAAGGAGAUUUGAGCCCCGUAAUGCUUAAGGAAAUAUUUCACAAUAAGGAUUUGUAUGAAUAUCAUUCAAGCGUGACUUGGUGGCAAAAGUUGUUUUUCUCACACAAAUCCUUCUAAUUUUCGGCGGCUGUUGCAAUUGUUUCUUUUGAGAUAUACAGUUUAAAAUUGAGAGGUUACCUAAUUUUAAUAUGCUCUUUCAGCUCCUGCUAACAAAAUGUUUCGAAAGCGGACUGUUUUCGUGUUUGUCGAAAGUUGAUCACAUGAUCAACUAAUGCAAAAGGCCUAUUGAUACAAAAGAAAUUCCAAGCUGUUUGAUCCCCCACAGACUUGUUGUAUACUUGGCAACUGGACAUCAAAGUGAGAUUCCUGUGCUUUCAAAGGAAAUUUAUUGCACAGAAUAAUAUCAAUCUGAGUUAUAAUACAAGCGCAGCUACAUAUGGAUGUUGUCACUUCUGGUGCCCUUAUCCAUGGAAUAAAUGGUGAAGACUAGUACAUAGUGUAUACAUUGGUCAAUUGAAAUUUAAAUGUUGCAUUCAAGGAGCAACUCUCCUGUUACCAUUUUUUUUUCUAUUUCAGUAAAAUUUUAUUUUGUUUACAAUAAAUUCAUGUAAUUUACAAUGUUUUACACAUUGACUCUUAUGAACACGAAAAAAAAAACAAACAAACAAACAAACAUAUUUACAUCACACACACACACAAUUACAUACUGAUAAACACACCCAAUUACAUUUUUCUCUUUUUACAUGAAAAAUUAAUAAAUGAAGUAAGCGGUGAAAGAAUUGUAUGCUAAUCUGAUUUUACUCCAUUUCAUAUUGUGGGUCUCCAACUUGUUGCGAGACUUAGCAAUCAUUGUUUCGAGUAAGAAAACUGUGUUAAUUUUGGAAUUAAGAACUCCAAUGUAGGGUGAAUAUUUGUUCUGUCUACAAACUGUUACCAUGGUUUGAGUAGUGUUCCCCCAAAAAUGGUUGAAGUACCUUACAAGAGGUGAACAUCCACAAGAGCACUUUAACUGGGAAUAUUUUGAUGUUUUGGAGAUCGCACGUGAAGGUCCAACAUGUCAUGUCAUGUCUAAUGAAUAUGGACAAUUAAAUCUGGUAUUUUCAUGUAAUUAUUUUCUAAUAACUACAAAAUUAACCACAGGCGAAAUGUUGUGUAUAUUUUGAUGAUAGGUGAACCAGAUGCAACUUCUAUUGUUUGGAGGAAGUUGAAGUUGAAUGAGCUGACACGUUGUGACUGUGGUCACUAUUUUAUACUGAAGAAAGGAAAUCCUAUUAACAUUCCUCUUGAUGAACCUGCACAUCAUUAACAACACAAGACGCAUAAAAAAUUUUUGGAAUUGUAACAAGAACAAUCAGUAUGGUGUGUUUAUGGAUUACUUUGUAACAUUUUUGGCUUAUUUUGUGAUUUGCUCAGUAAAGCAAUGUAUUCAUGUAAGCUGUUAAAAGUUCUUGAUUGCCAUUAAAUUUAAUUUUUGAACUU